Messenger RNA from Callorhinus ursinus (northern fur seal), 1702 nucleotides. The record is from RefSeq and is a predicted model, not a curated record. Lineage: Eukaryota; Metazoa; Chordata; Mammalia; Carnivora; Otariidae.
CUGGGAGGUACCUGAGAGCCGGGGCGCCCGCGUGGUGAGUCCUUGCUUCAAGCGCCUGCCCUCACUCAGGGCUUUCCCACAUGCUGUUCCCUUGGCCUGCAACACACUUGCAGCUCCCUUCACCUGCCUAAAUCUGCCCAUCCUUCAAGUCUCGACUUAAAUGCCACUUCUUCCAGGGACACUUUCUCCCACCCUGAUUAGCGCCCCGGGAUGCCGUCUGGAGCCCGGAUGCCCCACCAGGGGGCGCCCAUGGGCCCCCCGGGCUCCCCGUACAUGGGCAGCCCCGCCGUGCGACCCGGCCUGGCCCCCGCGGGCAUGGAGCCCGCCCGCAAGCGAGCAGCGCCCCCGCCCGGCCAGAGCCAGGCCCAGAGCCAGGGCCAGCCGGUGCCCACCGCCCCCGCGCGGAGCCGCAGUGCCAAGAGGAGGAAGAUGGCUGACAAAAUCCUCCCUCAAAGGAUCCGGGAGCUGGUCCCCGAGUCCCAGGCUUAUAUGGACCUCCUGGCAUUUGAGAGGAAACUGGAUCAAACCAUCAUGCGGAAGCGGGUGGACAUCCAGGAGGCUCUAAAGAGGCCAAUGAAGCAAAAGCGGAAGCUGCGUCUUUAUAUCUCCAAUACUUUUAACCCUGCGAAGCCCGAUGCUGAAGAUUCUGAUGGCAGCAUUGCCUCCUGGGAGCUGCGGGUGGAGGGGAAGCUCCUGGAUGACCCCAGCAAGCAGAAGCGGAAGUUCUCUUCCUUCUUCAAGAGUUUGGUCAUUGAGCUGGACAAAGACCUUUAUGGCCCCGACAACCACCUAGUUGAGUGGCACCGGACACCCACCACCCAGGAGACGGACGGGUUCCAGGUGAAGAGGCCGGGGGACCUGAGUGUACGCUGCACACUGCUCCUCAUGCUGGACUACCAGCCUCCCCAAUUCAAACUGGACCCCCGCCUGGCUCGGCUGCUGGGAUUGCACACACAGAGCCGCUCAGCCAUCGUGCAGGCCCUCUGGCAGUAUGUGAAGACCAACAGGCUGCAGGACUCGCAUGACAAGGAAUACAUCAAUGGGGACAAAUACUUCCAGCAGAUUUUUGAUUGCCCGCGGCUGAAGUUUUCUGAGAUUCCCCAGCGCCUCACAGCUCUGCUAUUGCCCCCUGACCCUAUUGUCAUCAACCACGUUAUCAGCGUGGACCCGUCGGACCAGAAGAAGACGGCGUGCUACGAUAUUGACGUGGAGGUAGAGGAGCCACUGAAGGGACAGAUGAGCAGCUUCCUCCUGUCCACGGCCAACCAGCAGGAGAUCAGCGCUCUGGACAGUAAGAUCCAUGAGACGAUUGAGUCCAUAAACCAGCUCAAGAUCCAGAGGGACUUCAUGCUAAGCUUCUCCAGAGACCCCAAAGGCUACAUCCAAGACCUGCUCCGCUCCCAGAGCCGGGACCUCAAGGUGAUGACAGAUGUGGCAGGCAACCCUGAGGAGGAGCGCCGGGCUGAGUUCUACCACCAGCCCUGGUCCCAGGAAGCCGUCAGCCGCUAUUUCUACUGCAAGAUCCAGCAGCGCAGGCAGGAGCUGGAGCAGUCGCUGGUUGUGCGCAACACCUAGGAGCCCCCGUGAAUGAGCACCACUGUGGGCCUCCGCGCCCGGGGCCCUGGCCCCCCGGGGGCUCUGCCAUCACUCCCCUGACACCUUCUGGGUGAGGCAGGGGAAUGAUUAAAGGUCAUGCAUCUGA